CAUGAUAUGGUACUAACUACUAAGCAGUAAAAAGUUAAGAAGCAUGGAAAGAGUGCAUAUUAUUUGUGCUGCUUUUUUUAUAGUCUUUACACAUAUAGCAUUUUAUUUCAUCAACAAACUUUGGUUAAAGCCAAAGAGGCUGGAGAAUUUCUUGAGAAAGCAUGGAUUUCAGGGCAAUCCAUACCGUUCAAUUCAUGGAGAUCUCUCGGAGAUCACUCGUCUCACACGAUCUGCACUUUCCAAGCCCAUAUCAUCCCUCUCUCAUGAUAUUAUUCCUCGCAUCAUGCCUUUUGUUCAUGAAACCAUCCAACAAUAUGGGCUGAAGUCUUUUAUAUGGUACGGUAGAAGGCCAAGAAUCAACGUCACAAAGCCAGAACACAUAAGGGAGAUAUUCACCAAAUAUGAGGUGUACCACAAGGAGUGCCCGACGGGGAGUGGAACUUUUGGCCUAGUAAUGCGAGAGGGCAAAAUUAGACGAAUUCUUAAUCCUGCUUUUCAUGUCGAGAAGUUAAAGAACAUGGUGCCAAUAAUGCAAUUAAGUUGCGAGACAAUGUUAAAAAGAUGGGAAGGAAUGGUGGCAGAAAAAGGAUCGUCUGAAAUUGAUGUGUGGUCUUUUUUAAGUAGUAUGUCAGCUGAUGUAAUUGCUAGAGCAGCAUUUGGAACUUCUUACGAAGAGGGAAAACGACUAUUUAAGCUCCAAGAUCAACAUGUAAUAAUCACCUUUCAACUGCUACGUUCUGUUACUAAUUACAUUCCAGGAUGGAGGUACAUUCCAACAAAGAUGAACCGAAAGAAGAUCAAGGUUGAGCGUGAAAUCCGAGAAAUAGUCAAGAAUUUGAUAGGCAAAAGGAAAGAAUCGCUAAAAAAAGGUAAGUACGAGUACAAAGAUGAUUUACUAGGAAUAAUGUUGGAGUCAAAUGAAAAAGAGAUUGAAGAGCAUGGAAGUGGGAUGACAAUGGACGACAUAAUUGAAGAGUGCAAAUUGUUCCAUUUGGCUGGAGAGGACACCACUGCAGCUUUGCUUACAUGGACAAUUUUGUUAAGUCAAUACCAAGAUUGGCAAACUAAAGCAAGAGAGGAGGUUUUUAAGCACUUUGGAAAGGAUAAGUCUCCCGAUUUUGAAAGCAUCAAUCAUCUUAAAAUAGUAGCUAUGAUUAUAAAUGAAACUCUGAGAUUUUAUCCUCCUGUGACAUCUCUUUCUCGGAUGAUCCACCAAAAUACCAAACUAGAUAAGUUACCUCUACUAAAAGGGAAAGAAUUCAGUUUGCCAACUAUUCUUGUACAUCGAGAUCCAGAUCUAUGGGGUAGUGAUGCAAACGAGUUUAAUCCGGGUCGUUUUGCACAAGAAGUAUCAAAUGCAGCUAAAGUCCCAGGUUCCUUCUUCCCCUUUGGUGGUGGACCUCGAGUGUGUAUUGGCCAAAAUUUCGCAUUAGUAGAGGCGAAGCUAGUUUUGGCAAAGAUUCUUCAACGCUUCUCAUUUCAACUCUCCCCCUCUUAUGUUCAUGCUCCUAGAUGUCUUGUGAGCUUAGAACCACAAUUUGGGACUCCUCUUAUUCUACACAAUAUCUAAGUACUUACGUGAAUCUUGAUUUAAUUUUUUAAUUGUACUAUUUUGAAUUUUAGCCUUUCUUUUCAAGUCAAUGUUCCUACUGGGAAAGACAUGCCGUUACAACGGCGACAUGUGAAUGAAGUUAUUUAUUCGAGUUUUGAUUCACUAUUUGAAAUUUAAAUUUUUAUUGUUAAAUCAGAACAUUAUGACACUUAAACAUUAUAAAGAGGGUAGUGUUUGGUUUGCAAAAAUUGAGGUAUAAAAAUAGAAUUUGGAUAUAUAAUCCUUUAAAAAUAUUUUGGUUGGAUGAUUAUCAACAUACUUAACUCUUUAAAAUACAAAAUCAUUUUCCCCAUUUUGAAACCAUUGCAAUUCUUACUCUAAGGUUUUACCUUGUUUUCUUCUAAUAGAAGUUGAAAUCUUCUUCCCCUCAAAAAUAAAAAAAAAGCAACAUGUUGU
Beta vulgaris subsp. vulgaris (sugar beet) is the source of this 2008-nucleotide messenger RNA. RefSeq names its product cytochrome P450 72A225. Gene Ontology annotation, molecular function: oxidoreductase activity, acting on paired donors, with incorporation or reduction of molecular oxygen; heme binding; monooxygenase activity. Lineage: Eukaryota; Viridiplantae; Streptophyta; Magnoliopsida; Caryophyllales; Amaranthaceae. The record is from RefSeq and is a predicted model, not a curated record.